CGACAUGUCCUUCCGAAAAGUGGUUCGGCAAAGCAAAUUCCGGCAUGUGUUCGGACAGCCGGUCAAGAAUGACCAAUGCUAUGAGGACAUUCGAGUGUCCCAUGGCACCUGGGACAGCACCUUCGGCACAGUCAACCCCAAGUUUCUGGCGGUGAUUGUGGAGGCCAGUGGUGGGGGUGCCUUCCUGGUGCUCCCCCUAAACAAGACGGGCCACAUUGACAAGGCCUACCUGAUGGUGUGUGGACACAGGGGACCUGUCCUGGACAUCGACUGGUCUCCCCACACUGAUGACGUCAUUGCCAGUGGCUCAGAGGACUGCACUGUCAUGGUGUGGCAGAUCCCAGAGAGAAUAGUCUCCCCGCUGACGGAGCCAGUGGUGGUGUUGGAGGGGCACACCAAGCGAGUGGUCAUUGUUACCUGGCACCCAACGGCCCACAAUGUGCUGUUCAGCGCAGGCUGUGACAAUGUGGUGCUCAUCUGGGAUGUGGGUACGGCAGAGGAGCUGUACCACCUGGACAGCCUGCACCCUGACCUCAUCUACAAUGUCAGUUGGAACCGCAACGGCAGCCUCUUCUACUCGGUCAAGGACAAGAGCGUGAGCAUCAUUGACCCCCACCAGGGCACCUUGGUGGCAGAGCGCGAAAAGGCUCACGAGGGGGCCUGGCCCAUGGGGGCCAUCUUUCUGGCAGAUGGCAAGGUGUUUACCACAGGCAUCAGCCGCAUGAGUGAGCGGCAGCUGGCUCUCUGGGACCCGGAAAACCUCAAAGAACCCAUGGCCCUGCAGGAGCUGGAUUCAAGCAAUGGGGCCCUGCUGCCCUUUUAUGACCCUGACACCGGUGUGGUCUACGUCUGUGGCAAGGGCGACUCCAGCAUCCAGUACUUUGAAAUCACACACGAGCUCCUCUACAUUUACUUCCUGAACACGUUCACUAGCAAAGAGCCCCAGAAGGGCAUGGGCAGCAUGCCCAAGAGGGGCCUGGAGGUCAGCAAGUGUGAGAUCGCCCAGUUCUACAAACUGCAUGAGCGCAAGUGUGAGCCCAUUGUCAUGACUAUGCCAAGAAAGUCGGACCUCUUCCAGGAUCAUCUGUACCCCGACACAGCAGGGCCUGAGGCGGCCCUGGAGGCAGAGGAGUGGGUGAGCGGGCAGGACGCUGACCCCAUCCUCAUCUCCCUGUGGGAGGCCUAUGUGCCCAGCAAACAGAAGGACCUGAAGGUCAGCCAGCGCAACGUGUUAUCUGACAACUGGCCUGCAGCCUCUGGCUUCACUCACCCUGGGGCCUCCACACCUGCUGCUUCCAUCAGUACAGCUGCCCUCGGCAGCAGCCUGGCUGGAGCUGGGGAGGCUGGGAAGCUGGAGGAGGUGAUGCAAGAGGUGUGGGCACUAAGAGUGUUGGUCAAGGAGCAAGGGGAGCGAAUUGGCUGCCUGGAGGAGCAGCUGGGCCACAUGGAAAAUGGGGACGCCUAG
Messenger RNA from Molossus molossus (Pallas's mastiff bat), 1465 nucleotides. Its product is annotated as coronin-1B-like. Gene Ontology annotation, biological process: actin filament organization; cell migration. The record is from RefSeq and is a predicted model, not a curated record. Gene Ontology annotation, molecular function: actin filament binding. Lineage: Eukaryota; Metazoa; Chordata; Mammalia; Chiroptera; Molossidae.